AUGCUGAAGAACUUGCCGAAAGCUCGACGCGGCAGCCAUGACAAGCGAGCCGCCCGCCGAGUGCUGCAGAGGUCGUUCGCCAUCGCUGUGAAGCCCUUUGUAGAGGCGGCCAAGGACACACUGGCUGAGUUGCUGCGUGGGGAGGUGGUGCAGGUUCGGCUGACAGAGGAGGCGACGUCGGUGCGCCAAGCGGCGCUUGAAGACGUGCUGGCUAGAUUCUUUGUAGGUUCUAGGCGGUGCAUGAUCCAUGCGGGAAGGCUCACACUGUGGCCCCUUGACAUGCGCUGCGCCGCAGAAGUGCGGUCUGACGAUCCCUUGUUGUCGGGUUGGGAUCCGACAGGUCCAGCAACGCCCAAGGCGGCGCGUAAGCUAAGCCGCAGGGUGCGACGUUUGCAGGGCGUAGAGGCGUGA
Molecule: messenger RNA, 411 nt
Organism: Symbiodinium pilosum
Lineage: Eukaryota; Dinophyceae; Suessiales; Symbiodiniaceae
Source: the annotation of a GenBank genome assembly